Messenger RNA from Chaetomium fimeti, 1902 nucleotides. RefSeq lists its product as uncharacterized. Lineage: Eukaryota; Fungi; Ascomycota; Sordariomycetes; Sordariales; Chaetomiaceae. The transcript is spliced from 2 exons. The record is from RefSeq and is a predicted model, not a curated record. The coding region runs from base 140 to 1753 and encodes 537 amino acids.
CCUGAGGUAAUUAUACAUACCCCUGAGCGACCACCCAUGACAACUCCCAUAUUUCUUUACUUUCAGCUAGUCACUGCUUGCAAUCAAAUCCAGGAACAAUAAUUUCUUCUCCUUAUUUUUCCCUUUCUUUCGAAUAACCAUGGACUUCAAGCCCUUCUUUUUCCUGGCGUGCGUGGUGCCCUCGGCCCUGUCAUACCCCUUAAACCACACCGAACCCACAGAAACCUUCGUGCCAAACCCUACCGGCCGUGGUACUAUUGGUCUUCUCUACACCUGUGUUCUCACUCUGGCUCUCUGCAUCUGGACAGCAUUGCAUCCGGAUGUCGGCUUCUACAAAGACAAUUGGUUCUACGGGCCAGCCUACAAAGCGAUGUGGAUGUUUCUUGCGAUAGUACUCCCAGAGUUUGUCGUAUGCUGCGCCGUCUCCCAGUUUGUACAGGCCAAAGAUCUCCGCAGAGCAUGGGAAAGCCAUUGGCAGGACAAGGAAGAUGAGGACAAGGAAAAGUGGUUGGGCAUAUCCGGUGCCUUCCUCGUUGUUAUGGGGGGAUAUGAGAUCAGAUGCCCUACAACAUGUCACGGCAAUUCACCCGACUGUCCGAUGGCCGGCUUUGCGGGCACCGCAUUGGUUGACAAGAGCUUCCCACCUCGACCAGUCGAGCGCGCGACGACCGCGGGAUCUACGGCAAGCGAAGAAAAGUCUCUCAUUCAGAAACAACAGCUUCCCAGGGACGUCCGCCGCACUCUCACACCAGCGGGCUUGAAGAGAUUACUGGAACCGACGGAAGACGGCCUCUCCCUCAUGUCUAAACUGAUUCAAGAGGGUGUUCUGAACCACACCCACUUUGAUCCUUGCCGGAUCGAGGACAAGGGAAAAGCGAACUAUGUCGCCAAGCUGCUCACCACCGCACAGAUUCUCUGGAUGGUGGUGCAAUGGAUCGGCAGGACGGCCCAAGGGUUGCCCGUUACGCUGCUAGAGGUCCAUAUCUUGACCAAGAUUCCAUUCACCCUCGUAUCCUAUUUCUGCUGGUGGGACAAGCCACUUGAUCUCAAGAUCCCCAUAUCCCUCCCGAUCGGCCAUCGCCUGCAAGGUGCGGAAUGGACUCCUGGUGGUCCUGGCUUCAGCACUCACGACUCGAAUCCCUUGAGACAUGAGCAGCUUUUCCGGGAGCGCAGAAUUGCCAAAAGCCUCUUCGCUGCUAUAUUUCGUGGCUCCUACGACUUCGCUUGGGAUUUCGGCUAUCAAUCACUAGCCUGGUGUACCGCUAUGUUCACUCUCAACGGCGGACUUCACGCCACCGCGUGGCUCGCGCACUUCCCUACAGAGGUCGAGAGCAGGCUCUGGCGUGCGGCAUGUCUGGGUGUUGCCAUCUCACCUCUAAUCAUCACGACCCUGAUUUGGAAAAGGGAAUGCGAGUGCUUUCUGCUGCAACUGGCCUACCGCUUUUCGACGAGGGAUAUUUCCUCCACGUCACAGUGCGCUAAUGAGUUUGCUCUCCUGUGGCGCAUAACCGCGGGUUCUGCUGAAGGAGAAAACAGUUUCUCUGGUGCUGGGGUGAUGCGCCCCCCGCAGGGAUUCCCAAGGGCAUGGCCGCUUUGGUGCCGGCAUUUUGCGGUUGCUGUGGUAUUUGUCCUCGUAUGGAUAUAUAUGUUAUGCAACUUAUUCUUCAUGAUAGAGGCGUUCAUUAGCCUUCGCAACGUAGAGGCGUCUGCAUACAGGACAGUGGAGUGGGCGGACUACUUGCCUCAUUUCUGAAUGGGCCAGGGUACAACGCAAGUCUUACCCGCGGCUGAUGGAGUCGCUAAGAGAGGAGGGUAUCAUACAGGAAGCAUACAGGUACUAGGUAGAGGUAAUCCUUAAGUGAAAUUGUGUCGACUACGUGCAAUUAGCCGCAUCGAAUUUAC